Messenger RNA from Symphalangus syndactylus (siamang), 849 nucleotides. RefSeq lists its product as uncharacterized. Lineage: Eukaryota; Metazoa; Chordata; Mammalia; Primates; Hylobatidae. The record is from RefSeq and is a predicted model, not a curated record.
AUGCUCUCCGAAUUUUCCGUGCUGGACCCGAUCUGUAGCGCGCAAAGCAAAAAGGCAGCGGAGCUAAGGAGGGGUGUUUGGAAGGCGCCCGUUGCGCUGUUUCACUGCGUGGCUUCACUUGGCCCGCGUGCAUCAACCUCUCUGGCGGGGGAUUCUCCCCGGACUCCGGCCAGCGCCAAUCAGGUCGCGCGGUACCUGCCCCCAGCCCUGGCCACCUGGAGGGGCGAUGAGGCUCCACGCCCGGAGCAGGGCAGUCCUCGGAGCGCCGGGGAGGCCGCGGAGCCUCACGUGUGCCGCCCCAGCCGCGGGCGCCCAGAAGGACGCGCGCCGACCCCGUGGGAGCCGAACGCGGGAGUCGCUGCCGGAGCGGAGCUGCUCAGCCGCGUUUCUCUCUGCUCAAGCUGGAGGCACCUGAGGUGGGCCCCACACGUCCCUCUGCUGCUACACCGCCCUGUUCUCCCUUCCCUACCACCCGCCCAGGAGCUGCUGUUUUACCACUGGCCGGGAUUGAAAUUCGGGGUUCUUACUGGGACUGAUGCCCUUGGCCAUGAUGCACCCCCAACUGCUGCCUGCUCAGGCGUAGCCCACGUGACUGAGUCACGGCUGCUCCAGCUGUUUCACGUCACCGUUCCCUUUACUGAAUCUGUUACCUGCCCCUCCACCAAACACCCCCAACUUCCCCCACUUAGGCUGGCCCAGUCUGGAGCCACAGUCAUCCUCAGCCUUCAGGAAGCCCCUGGGGCCUGGCCCUCCCUGCACCUGCUGCUCUCAGGCCCCCUGCCCCAGCCUCGGGGCAGUCGCAGGAAGACUCCCCCCCGGCCCAGCCCAGGGCUGCAGCCACAAGUUUGA